Molecule: messenger RNA, 1068 nt
Organism: Daldinia childiae
Lineage: Eukaryota; Fungi; Ascomycota; Sordariomycetes; Xylariales; Hypoxylaceae
Product: ER lumen protein-retaining receptor
Exons: 4
Coding region: 1-1068 (355 amino acids)
Biological process (GO): endoplasmic reticulum to Golgi vesicle-mediated transport; protein retention in ER lumen
Cellular component (GO): membrane; cis-Golgi network; endoplasmic reticulum
Molecular function (GO): ER lumen protein retrieval receptor activity
Source: RefSeq, a predicted model, not a curated record
AUGACUGCAUGGAAUAUAUUUCGAAUACUGGGAGACUGUUCCCAUCUACUCUCGAAAUGCAUUCUCAUCUUCGCCAUCCAUCGCAAUCGGAGCGCUGAAGGCGUCUCUAUGAUCACUCAAGCCUUCUAUGCCGUCGUCUUCUGUACGAGAUACACGGAUUUCUUCCGUGAGACGUCCAACUGGAACUACUUCUUUAAGCUCUUCUACAUCCUGUCCUCCUUCUAUAUCAUCAUUAUCAUGCGAUGGCUGUUCCCUCGGACCAGGGAGCGCGAGAUCUCCUGGAAGUUAGGCGCCGUGGUUCUAAUGGGAUCACUGUUCAUAUCGCCUUUCGUCAUGUUGAUAUUUGAGAAGCGCUGGGGCUUCUUUACGUGGAUGUACGACUUCUCUCUCAUCCUCGAGUCCAUCUGCGUCCUCCCCCAAUUACUCCUUCUGCGACAGACCAAUGUCCCAACCGUCAUCGACUCCUUCUACCUAUUAACCUUAGGCUCGUACCGUGGCCUAUACAUCCUUAACUGGAUCUGGCGAGAACUCGACGUCAACGACCGUAAGCCAAACGCUGUGUCCGUCAUCUUUGGUAUUAUCCAGACGGCCUUAUACGUCGACUUCUUCUGGGUAUACUACACGCGCCAGCGCGUCAAGCUCCGGGCUGGUGGUAUCGUCGACUCGGACGACAUCCGUCGCGGCUGGCUCCUCGGCCGCAUCUUUGGCAAUAAGCGUUUCCAGGCUGCCGAGACAGACGACGAAGAGAGCGCCCCUGCCCUUGGCAACAAUGGUGACGGCCAGCAGCGCAGGUCCAAGUGGGGUUCUAGGGGUAUAUCGAUCAGCGCUGAUGAGGGUAUCCGCGAACACGAGCAAGAGCAGCAGAACCAUAGCGAUGACGACUUCAACGACGCAGCUGUGGACCCAGAUGCGAGGAUGAAGGAUCCUGACGAGCUUGCCAGAGUUCUUGAUGACGACGACGACGAUGAUGAUGAUGACGAGGGAUUGCCAGAGCCGACAUCAUCACACUCGGAGCCGAGUAAGAAUAUAAAUGGUGUAAGCAAUGGAAGUGAAUGGAGGGAGCACUAA